Molecule: messenger RNA, 1032 nt
Organism: Closterium sp. Naga37s-1
Lineage: Eukaryota; Viridiplantae; Streptophyta; Zygnematophyceae; Desmidiales; Closteriaceae
Source: the annotation of a GenBank genome assembly
AUGACGCUCAAUGUGUGCUCUCACUUGAUUAUCGCUGCUGUUCCCCUCUUUCCCUCUCGUCCCUUCCCUCUCCCAUUGCUUUCCUCCCCUCUUCGCCAGCUUCUAAUCGCUGCUGACGACUGGUCAACCCAUGCCCAAGGCGGCCCAGGAACCACACGGUACCGCAUUGCAAAUCUUCCGAGCCAAACCGGCCCAGGCGUGUACGAGCUCGGGGUCCUGCCGAACCGGGUGGUUCGGCGGCAGCGGCGGCUGCAGGGGUUACCGGUGCGGGUGGUGUAUGUGGGGCAUUCGGAGAGUGUGAGGAGCAGGAUGCAGCAGUAUGGGCAGUCAGGGUCGCACCUAAAGGAGCUCUUCGAAGGGGUGUUUGCUGAGGACUAUUCCCUCACCUUCCGAUGGACCUCUGUAAGCCGUGGGAUGCAGCAGUACGGGCAGUCAGGAUCGCACCUGAAGGAGCUCUUCGAAGGGGUGUUUGCGGAGGAUUAUCCCCUCAUUUUCCGCUGGACUCCUGCUGCAACAAAGGCAGAAGCAGCGGCAACAGAGACCCUGCUGCUCUCCGCCCUUGACUACAUCUGGAACGCUGCGACAAAGGCAGAAGCAGCAGCAACAGAGACUCUCCUCCUCUCUUCCUUCGACUACGUCUGGAACGCGGCCACAAAGGCAGAAGCUGCUGCAACGGAAACCCUACUCCUCUCCUCCUUCGACUACGUCUGGAACGUCUGCAACAACCACCACCGCCGCCAUGACCGCCUCUUGACCAAGCUCCAAGUCGGGUCCUCCUUCUCCCGCCGUGCAGCCGUGGCUUUCCCCUUCCUACCAGUCGCUCGACUCGUCACUCCUGUGGCUGUUCCCUUGAAGGUGCCGCAACAGGUGGCUCAAGAACAAGUGUCUGCGAGAUGUGCUGGAGAUGUGGGUGUUGUGACUUGUGGGGCGCCGCUUGUUGGUGGGGGAACUUGCCAGGAAGCUGCUGUGAAGGGUAGAGUGAGGUGUGCAGCACAUAAGCGAAUCCGAGUCAAAGGGAGAGGUGGUAUGUGA